AUGAGUGCUUUCGCUGUGUUUUGCUUCAUUUCCCUCUUCCUCGCUUCAAUCCAGUUGGCGGUGUUAGUAAAAGCAGCUGAAAAAACACAAAGCAAUGGAGGAGUCUACAUCGUGUACACAGGAGCAGCUUCAAAUGAGUUCCACUCUGAUCAUAUUAUGAGCUCCUCCUCCAUUGAAAGCUUGAAAGAUGGGAUCAUACACAAGUACAGCCAUGCUUUUUCGGGAUUUGCUGUAAGAUUAUCAGAAGAAGAGGCUAAACUAAUAGCCCAAAGGCCUGAAGUUGUAUCAGUUUUUCCGGAUCCUGUCCUCCAUCUCCACACAACACGUUCCUGGGAAUUUCUAAAAGAACAGAGUGUUAUCGGAUUAACUCCCCGCCGCCGUCGGGUUGCCAAACAAUCAAAUACUUCCUCUGUUUCUGGUGAAGAUGUCAUAAUAGGCAUAUUUGACACAGGGAUUUGGCCAGAAGUAAAGAGUUUCAAUGACGAAGGUUUGGGUCCUAUCCCCAAGAAAUGGAUGGGCAAAUGCAUUCGGGGGCGGGACUUUAAGCCUUUUAACUGCAACAGAAAAUUGAUUGGAGCAAGGAAUUAUUAUACGUUUGAUAACUCUACUUCACCGAAGGACCAAAAUGGUCAUGGCACUCACGUUGCAGCAAUUGCAGCCGGAAGGCCCGUGCCUGGAGCAUCCUAUCGCGGCCUGGCUGGUGGCACGGCUCGGGGUGGAGCUCCGGGUGCUAGGAUCGCCGUGUACCGUAUUUGUCAGGAUGAAUAUGAAUGCCAGGGUUCUGCAACAUUAAAAGCAUUUGAUGAUGCCAUAGCAGAUGGGGUUGAUGUUAUCAAUUUGUCCUUUGUACUAUCCAUUGCGAGCAGGUUCCUCGACGAUCCAAUUUCUAUUGGAGCAUUUCAUGCUGUUGAGAACGGAAUUCUGGUCGUCGGCUCUGCCGGAAAUGGUGGCACCGACCCGGAGCCUCCAACCAUCCAGAACGUUGCUCCUUGGAUUCUAACAGUCGGUGCCACCACCAUCGACAGGUUUUUCGAGUCGGAUGUUGUCUUGGGAAACAACAAAGUAAUCAAGGGAGGGGGUGUUCAUUCUGCUAAUCUUCAGAAGACUCCAAUCUAUCCAUUGACUGACGGCCUUUCAGCCAUGAAACCCGAUGCUGAUAUUGCUGAAGCAAGGAGUUGUUACGGAAAUGCAUUAGAUAACCAAAAAGUGAAGGGGAAGAUUGUUCUUUGCGAAGACAGCCUUGAAGAUGCUACACCAGAUGGGCAGUAUGAAGACAUUAAAUCUCUGGGGGGAAUCGGAAUGCUGUAUAAGGACAGCCAGUUAGUAGACUCUGUUUCUGAUUCUAUGCCCAGGAUCCCAAUCAGCUCGGAGGAUGGAGAUCAGAUUCCAUCCUAUCUCAACUCAACCAGGAAGCCCGUGGCGACUAUUUUACCGACAAAAGUUGUAGCGAACAAUACACCAGCUCCGGUUGUAGCAUUGUUCUCAGGGAACGGCCCUGUAUAUGGCAACGAUUACCUAAUCAAGCCUGAUGUUGUAGCACCAGGAGUUGACAUUUUAUCAGCUUGGCCUUCCACUGAAACGAAUGAAGCCUUCAAUAUACUCUCGGGUACUUCCAUGGCUUGCCCACAUGUGAGUGGAGUUGCCGCACUAGUCAAAUCCCGAUAUCCAUCCUGGGGUCCUUCCGCAAUUAAAUCGGCUAUUAUGACUACAGCAAGUCAGACGAACAAUUUAAAGAAACCUAUAACAAUAAAUGUCGGGAAUCCUGCUGACCCCUUCAACAUGGGUGCUGGAGAAGUGACGACUUCUGGCCCUAUACAACCAGGCUUAGUUUAUGAAACAGGAAUAGCCGAUUAUUUACUAUUUCUCUGCAACCAUGAAGAAUUGAUCUCCAACAUGAACUAUCCAUCAAUAAGUGUUGGUCCUUUGGACAAGUCCAAAAGCAAGAAAGUGAAAAGGACCGUGACAAAUGUUGAAGAAUCGGAAGAAUCCGUUUAUACAGUAAGCAUAGAAUCAACUCAGGACUUGAUUGUGGCAGUGAAUCCUGCAACAUUGCAUUUUACCAAGGAGAAGAAGAAGCUAAGUUAUGAAGCGACUUUCAGACACAGUAAUAUGACAGGGUUGUUCGGAUAUGGACAUGGUUCGAUCACAUGGAGUAACAAUAAGUAUAGGGUAAGGAUCCCAUUUACUGUAAUUACUUAG
This is a messenger RNA of Oldenlandia corymbosa var. corymbosa, 2199 nucleotides long. Lineage: Eukaryota; Viridiplantae; Streptophyta; Magnoliopsida; Gentianales; Rubiaceae. The record is from the annotation of a GenBank genome assembly.